Messenger RNA from Fusarium graminearum PH-1, 729 nucleotides. RefSeq lists its product as uncharacterized. Lineage: Eukaryota; Fungi; Ascomycota; Sordariomycetes; Hypocreales; Nectriaceae. Bases 1 to 729 code for a protein of 242 amino acids. The transcript has a single exon. The record is from RefSeq and is a predicted model, not a curated record.
AUGGGCAAGGCUUUCUACAAUCGAUACAAAGAUCGAUUCAACAAAAAGAAAGGCUUUGAAACAGAAGCGAAUAUCGGAUCCAUCACCCCUCUCAUGCAUCAUUGGCUCGAUAGAGGAUUUUGGGCCUUCGAAACCAUUACCUCCGACAAAACCAACAUCGACAGUGAUCAUUACAACACACUGAAGCUAUGCUGGCUCCCGGGAUGCUUCAGUGAUGAUUCGAAGUACCCAUCUGCCAUCGAUGACAGUGGGCUUGAUCAGUUUGUUUCUCGCCUCGCCGUCGACUUGAAAAAGGCUUAUGACGAUGGAUUCCAACCUCGUCGCCCGAGUAAGGGCAAUGGUGUCAUCGGAGCCUACCGCUGGUCUGGGGAGCCGGUGGAAAGUGGCCAAAUAUUCGAGGUCAAACACGACACCACUGCGGACAAACAAUUGUUAGGAGACAUGAUCCAUUUACAAUGGAGAUGUCUUCGUAUCCUAGCGUUGGCAGGCAUCGCCGACGCGGAGCUACCUGGCGAGGAUAGCGGUAACAAUAACGAUGACAACAACGAUGGUCCUCAAGAUGAUAACGAUGAUGGACACCACAAAGAUGAUCUCAAGAGGGGUAAAGAAAGCCCCCCUCCCGCACCACCAAGUCCUACCAAACGUGCUCGUCACACGUCAUCCGCAUCCGGCACGGGUUGGGAAGACCGUCUCCAACAAAGACAGGGGAAGGUAGUCCAAAGUGAAUAA